AUGGGCGGCGAAUCGCCAUCUCGCAGUGCGCGCAAGCGCCUCAAGCGCUUCCACCAACGCGAGGAGCUCACCGACCGCAUUCGAAACACACUCGAGGACUACAACUGCGACAGCUGGAGCGCCAGCGGCAUCGCGCAGGAGUUCUUAGCCAACGCGGACGACGCGGGGGCCUCCGAAUUUGUUCUCGUGUACGAUGAGAGCACCUACGGCACUUCCAAGCUGCUGUUCCCGGGCCUGGGGGACUGGCAGGGGCCGGCCCUGUGCUUUUACAACGACGCGUGCUUCACGGAAGGGGACUGGGAAGGCAUCUCGAACGUCGGGAUCAGCCAGAAGCGGGAGGACGACGGGAAGAUCGGUCGCUUCGGCCUGGGAGCCCUGACGGG
This is a messenger RNA of Ostreobium quekettii, 383 nucleotides long. The record is from the annotation of a GenBank genome assembly. Lineage: Eukaryota; Viridiplantae; Chlorophyta; Ulvophyceae; Bryopsidales; Ostreobiaceae.